CCGAGAUGCUCGUCCAGCAUCAGUUCUCAUGUGGUGUCUGCCCGCGGACAUGAUGCAGAGUUCAUCUUCACUCUCAAUGCUCUGGCUUCGAAUUUGUUUGUGUCUGCUUAGUCCAAACAUUUCAUCUCUGCAGGGCGUAAACACACCACAGCAGCCUCACCUGCAUCCUAAAGUAAAGCAUCAUGGGCGGACCAGAGGAGACAUGUCCUCAGCAGGGGUGAAAGAAGUCGAUCUACUGCAGCUUUUGGACAUGCAAUCAGUCGCACAUUACAACGUGUCAGCAGCAGAGGACGACCGAGGGUGUCCGGCAUAUGAGAUAGGACAAUAUUCCACACUCGCCCAACCUACAGCUGCAGUAUUUGGACAUCGGUUUCCAGAUGAGCUGAGUGUGCUGGUGCGUCUGCGUCUGGAUCCACGCCGGUCAGAGCAAAUGACACUGUUGGCUGUUUUAGGGCAAGAGGGGGAGGAGCUUUUCCAGCUCACACUGGGACCACGACUCUUCACUGUCAUCACUGUUUGGGGACAACACUAUGAGUUCCCUGCGGCUUCACUGUGGGAUGGGUCGUGGCACAGCCUCUCUCUGGCCUUCUCUCUGUACACACUGAAGUUGUACCUGGACUGCGGUCUACAGGAGAGCGCCUCCUGGCGUCAUGGCUUGGGACCUCGGAUCAACACGUUGGGCCUGGUGCUGUUGGGCGGAGCUUCACUUCCUGACCACACACCGUUUACUGGAACCAUUCAGAAGAUUGCCUUUGUGUUGGGAGAUCCGACAGCAGCUGAGCAGCACUGUCAACAUUACAGCAGCACAUGUUCAACUCCGACAGACAAACAGGUUGGAGCUGAUGAAGUAAAUACUCAUCCAGUCGUGGUCUCAGACACUACUCUGCAGGUCCUACUCACUCAACCGACACCAAGACUGAAUCCAGUGAGCAGCAUUUCCCCUCUGAAGUCACAGACUGCUCCAAACACAGAGGAUGUACACAGCACAGAUGCAGUGAAAACCCACACUGGUAUGGAAACACAGACCACAGACCUGCCAAACAGUGAGGAAGACGAACCAAAUGCUGUGACAAAAGAGAUAGUUCAGCAGAGUGCAGCUAAGGGGCCUCAGCCUCUCUCUGUGUCCACAAAUGAGCAGCUUUCUGAAUCAGACACUGACAUAUCCGGGACAAUGAAGGUGCCACAGACAACAGAGGAGAGCAUUACAGUCAGGAUUGCUUUGGUUCACACACUUCAAACCAUUCAACACCCUGAGCAAGUCCAUCAGCCACCUAAUGCAGCCAAAGAGGGCUCUACAAAUAAUGACACAUCUGUCCUGGAGAGUGUUGAGACAGCCGUCUCCAGCCCAAACAUUGGACCUGAAAACCCCACAGCUCCGAGUGUCACACCUGAAACUACAAGAAGAGAUGCAGAAACUCAAAGUGCAGAUGGAUUUGUCUCCAACAGGACCUGCUGCUUCGUCUUAUGGACAAAUAAUGGGGGAAAAACAGGACACAUCCCCAGCAACAAGUACAUCGCCAAGGUCAGAGGUCAUUAG
Solea solea (common sole) is the source of this 1537-nucleotide messenger RNA. Its product is annotated as collagen alpha-1(V) chain-like. Bases 29 to 1537 code for a protein of 502 amino acids. Lineage: Eukaryota; Metazoa; Chordata; Actinopteri; Pleuronectiformes; Soleidae. The record is from RefSeq and is a predicted model, not a curated record. The transcript is spliced from 7 exons.